Ornithodoros turicata is the source of this 4332-nucleotide messenger RNA. RefSeq names its product PR domain zinc finger protein 8-like. Gene Ontology annotation, biological process: regulation of DNA-templated transcription. Bases 119 to 1408 code for a protein of 429 amino acids. The transcript is spliced from 4 exons. Gene Ontology annotation, cellular component: nucleus. NCBI's taxonomy places the organism in Eukaryota, Metazoa, Arthropoda, Arachnida, Ixodida, Argasidae. The record is from RefSeq and is a predicted model, not a curated record.
GCGGGGUUUUUGCGUCGUGUCGUCUGUUGGUGAAGUGUCGUCUGCUACGCGCCGCUGCGGGGAUGAGUAACCAGGAUCGUUCAGCAGGUAUCCUGAACUAGCGAACGGCUACGUCGAGAUGGGAGAGCGUCGCUGGUCUGGUGUCACAACCCAGGAAGCUGUCCGCGAGGGUACCUGUUUCGGUCCCCUGCCGUCCAGCAUAGGAGGCUUGGACCCACUCGCCUCCAUGGCAUGGUUCUGCACCGACAGGACGCCAACACCAACAAAUACCAUAAAGGUUUCGCCCAAGGAAGAUGAUGCGAGCCAGUGGCUGUGUCAAGUGACUCCCGCGCGAGGCCCUCACGAGCAAACAGUGGAGGUGAUCGCUCAAGACGGCCAACUUUUCCUGCGUGCAAUGCGCGAUCUCCAUCGUGGUGACCAACUUCUUGCCUGGUUCGGCAAAGAGCUAGCCAACGUCCUUCGUCUACCCGAGAUCACACCCACUCUCGUCGACGGUGACAAAGCCUACCAGUGUGCAUUGUGCAACGAAGCCUUCUGCUUCCCGUUCCCCGUCAUCUCCCACCUGAUGUAUCGCUGUCCCGCUAGGAAUCCAGGCAGUCUCCUGGGAACCAGUCCUGAGCGGCAGCUUCCUGCGCCGAUGUCCAGACGCGUAAAGGGCUUCGACAUUGCGUCGUUGACCGACACCGCCAUCGAAAGUCCUAAUACGCCGCCUCCAUCGGAACACUUGUCUGCCGACCGUCUCACCCCUCCGGACUCCGAACAGACGGCCCUCAUUUCGCGGCGGAAACCAUCGCCCGAUGCUCCCGCGUUACCCGACGUCAAACGUCCGUCCCUCGCGGAUCAACUUCGAGCGUCAAUCGCUGAAUCAAAAUCGUCGCAGAGAGCAUUAGACCGGCACACGUCCCUGCCGGAGCAGGACUUCAAGCCCAACGAUCUGUCUCGUAAAAGAAAGUCCGAGGACGACCCGACAUCCUUUCCGCCACAAAGCGCUUUCAAGAAGGUCGAUAAGACGGAUCGUACGGCACCUCAGGGCCUAGGAGUCUCUGCCUCAUUCCCUUACCCUCUCCCUGGAUUGUGUCCACCUUUCCUGACAAUGUCCACACUGGACAGCCGACUUAAGAGCGACGAAGACGGCGGCCGGAGGUUCCUUGCUGCAGCCUACCCACCCCUGGUGCCAUAUAUGCCACCGUCCCUGGCGGCCUUGUCGCUUCCAUCGCAGAACUGGUGCGCGAAGUGCCAGGCCAGUUUCCGCAUGACCAGCGACCUGGUGUACCAUAUGCGGUCGCAUCACAAGCGGGAAGUGGACCCGGCCAAGAAACGCAGGGAGGAGAAGCUGCGAUGCCACAUUUGUCACGAGACAUUCCGCGAGAGACAUCAUCUCACGCGGCACAUGACUUCGCAUCAGUGAAGCCUACACUUCCUGUAGAGACGAUAUUAUAAUCUGGGUGCUACGUUUUUGUGUACCUUCUGUGUGCAUUUAGAACACAUUUCCAUCAGACGACGUUCCGGAAGCGGUGACCUUGAAGCAUUUUUGUUCCUGUACCGAAAGGGUGCGGGAACCGAUCGCUGGAACCGAUGUACAGAGAUAUAUUGUUAGUCUUGAUCUUAUUGACGCUUGCCAGACUUUCCAGGUUCAGCAUGAAGUGAAAGAGCAUGUACACACGGCUUCUAGUCAGACGAGUGCUAUACAGGUGUACAUAUGGCAAAAGAUUGCAACAACUUUCUACCAGUGCAGCGGCCAGAAGUUGUUGCAUUGAAGUGUUCAAGUGAUAACGUUAUAGUGCAGUACCGUAGCUACCUUAAAGUGCCACUACGGACUAAAAAACACGUUUUCAGAUGUCGUUUUCUAAGUAAACCUCGUUCGAAGGAAAGAAAACGCAAUAAAAUGGUGUCUGCGAACAUUGCAUACCUCAACAGAUUUUCGAGAGAGACCGCGAAAUCUCAUAGUUUCGGAUUCUGCAUGAGUAUAUGACGUCACCGCAAGCUAUGGAAUGUGUCUUCUAGUAACGGUCUCUGCUCUUCACCUUACGCUGAAAGAAUGCCAGCAACUGCAGUGAGGAGGCGGAAAUCGAUUUUAUUUUCGAGGAGCAAUGUUGUCAGACGCCUGGCAGAUUACACACCCUAUGACGUCAUACUUCUUAAAACUAGAAAAUACUUUCAUGACGCGUUCCCGUCAGGCUGUUUCGGGAGAAUAUAAUGCAAGACAGGUGGAUUGCAGUGGCAUAAAUUAGACAGGAUUCCGAAGACACAAGAUUCACACAAGACACAAGAAGUACGCGGCGGCACCUUAGAGGGAAUAUCGCGUCAGUUUCUGUCGAUUUCCAAACUAUAGUGUCGUAUUAUUCCUCGAUGACCACGGUAUCUAAAAUCCCACGCAAAGUACUGGCGUAGUUUGACUGUUAUUCGAUGGAUUGCACGGAAAGAGCAGGUGGCGGAUGUUGAGAGUACGCCGGAAUUCCCUCUUUGAAAUAACAAGGAACCGUCACUCCUUAUGGACCAAUGGGGGCGCGGUCAUGAGAAAAGGAAUCUGAUCUCCAAAAUUCGUGUGUUCUUAAUAUUCAACCACAUUUCGGACAAAAAAAAAAAGACGAGUAGAUUGUCGGGCGGUGCCGAACCUAGUGGUCACUAUAGGAACAAUCCGGGGUAGUUGGUAUAGGUUCAUGAUGGCGAAUAGCAGCAAGAAGACAAGGACAUAUGUAGAAGUAGAUCGCCGCAGUUGUCCCGUCUACUUCUACCUAUAUCCUUGUCUUCUUGCUGAUAUUCGCCAUCAUAAACAUAGUGGUAUCAGUUCACAGAUGGUUUUCCGGAUGAGACCUUUAGAGUGACUAUGGCAUCCAGGAACGUACGUGUGAGACUGAUACGGCGAUGUUCGUCACCGCUUCACAGUCAACUUGGCCAAGUUUCGCUUCCAAAAAAAGCUUACAUAUUAAAUAAACUAUAGUUUGAAAGAUUCGCUCUCCCUCUGCAGCUAACGCCACGAUGACGUAAGCCAUGCACACGAAUGGGAGCGCAGCGCAGGCGAUUAUCUCCGAGGUCGUCUGUUUGGGGUUCGCAUCGCAAUAUGCUAAGUGAAAAGUCCUCGGUGCAUAGGACGACUUUCGUUUACCGGUGUGAGUUCUAACGUGACCUUGCUGGCGUGGAACACGGUGUUGCGCUCCACGUCCGACGCUAAGCAGAAACAACAUUCCGCAAGCCGACCAUUGAGCCUAGUAUUCCGGAUCGCCCGCCCGCCUACUGGCCUGUCUCCAAGGCUACCAAGGUCCCUCCAUCCACUCUCUUAUUGGUCUCGUUCUUGGUAAAGGGCGUUCACUGAUUGGCCUUGCCCAGAUGACGUUUCCAGAAAGGGACUUCCGGAAUAGCCUCAAUAUGUGUCGUCUGCUCUUGCCAUGUGUUACAUCAAACUGCGCAGGAACAACGCCACCAAUAGACCUCUCCCUGAUUUUAAACAAAUGACGUCAUAGUGUUCGACAGCGCCACCAAUUUGGUAGAGUUGAACUACGCUCAAAGCUACGCCGAAAGCUACGGUCUUGAGGGGAUUACGAUGGUCUCUGAAAGGGACACGACCUUCGGUCCUCCUUUUCUUUCCAUAGGAGGCAGCCAACAAGUGCUCAUUCGUGGAACCCAGCCCUCACCUUCCGAUUUGUUUCGGUUUCAGUCUGUCUAUCAACGUCAUGAUGACGUUUCUCGGGUAGAGGUCUAUUGGCGUCGGAUUUUCAUCGUUAUCAUCAAUUAUGAACACGGAGUAAAACGGCACUAUAGUUUUGGAAUAGACCGGGACCGAUGCAAUAGUCCCUUGAACGUUUAAUAUUUUUGUGCAAUGACAGGUCCAAUAUGGAAAAUCGUCUGGACUUAAAAACGUGGACAGCGUUUAUGUACAUGCAUCAGGGUGAGAUAAAACUUGAGUUGGAGUCCAUCCACUGUCAUAGCUCGUUUAUCGACUGACUAUCGACGGAGUGCGAUAGAAAUAGAGUAUUUAGUAAUGGUAGCAUAGCAUUAUUGAUCGUAUGUAUGGUUUAUUUACUAAGGGAUCAACUGGAAGCGACUUGUGGCAAAGCGUGUUUUUCUGUGUGCAAGGACGGCACUCUAUGGCGAGUGUGGUUGGUGAGGAAAAUGUGCAGUGAUUGUGAAAGGGAGAAAGCAGCAAUACAUUAUGUUCGAAAGCAUUAUGUGCGAAUCAAUUUUUAUGUGCGUCCUGGUAGAUGUGGUUCCUCUCUCUAUAGCUCUUUCGCAUGUAGUCUGUAAAAAUUAUACGCUUCUUAGCGAAGCAUUUACAGUUUUUUUUAAUCGUAUUUUUUGGUUGAGAGUUUUUGUGAAAAUGAAUAAAGAGAAGGU